CACCACCACAUCUGAUUUCAAUCUGCGAAUUUCUCUUUAAACCCUACAAACCCUUUUCCCGAUCAAACAAUGACGCUCCACGCCGCAGUGAUCCAGAAGCUUCUCAACACCGGCUCCCAUCUCGGCCGCCGCGCCGCCGAGCACCAUUUCAAACAGUACGCCUACGGGACCCGCAACGGGAUGACCAUCAUCGACUCCGACAAAACCCUGAUCUGCCUCCGCAGCGCCGCCAGCUUCGUCGCCAACCUCGCGCACAUGAGAGGGAACAUCUACUUCGUCAACACCAACCCUCUCUUCGACGAGAUCGUCGAGCUCACUUCCCGCCGCAUCCAGGGCGACGCGUACAACCACAACCGCUCGAUGAAUCUGUGGAAGAUGGGAGGGUUUCUGACGAACAGUUACAGUCCCAAGAAGUUUCGGUCGAGGCACAAGAAGCUUUGCUUUGGGCCGACGACGAUGCCUGAUUGCGUCGUUGUGUUUGAUACCGAGAGGAAGAGCUCGGUGAUACUCGAGGCCGCGAAGCUUCAGAUUCCUGUUGUGGCGAUUGUUGAUCCGAACGUGCCGUUGGAGUUCUUUGAGAAGAUUACGUAUCCUGUGCCGGCACGUGACUCGGUUAAGUUUGUUUAUUUGUUUUGUAAUGUGAUCACUAAGUGCUUUGUGGCUGAGCAGAUGAAGAUGGGGAUCAAGGAUGGUAGUAGCAACGAUGAUGUGAUGAAGGAUUUAGCUGCAUGAUUUGGAUAUUCACAGCACACGUUCUUAAGUCUCGAAUCAUUGUUUCUUCAGCAUUGUGGUUUUCUCUACUUUGAAAUUCUGAGUGUUCUUUAUUACAUUUGGAUGAUUUUUGUUCAUGUGAUGGUUAUUAAGCAACAGUUUUUACAAAGGUAGAUUACAUCAGAGCCAAUUAAUCAUA
Messenger RNA from Brassica rapa (field mustard), 910 nucleotides. Its product is annotated as ribosomal protein S2, mitochondrial. Gene Ontology annotation, molecular function: structural constituent of ribosome. NCBI's taxonomy places the organism in Eukaryota, Viridiplantae, Streptophyta, Magnoliopsida, Brassicales, Brassicaceae. Gene Ontology annotation, biological process: translation. Gene Ontology annotation, cellular component: mitochondrial small ribosomal subunit; ribosome. The record is from RefSeq and is a predicted model, not a curated record.